AUGUCGUCCGGGGGCAAGGAGGGGGGCGGGGGCUCCCCUGCCUACCACCUCCCGCACCCACACCCACACCCACCCCAGCACGCCCAAUAUGUGGGCCCCUAUCGGCUGGAGAAGACGCUGGGCAAAGGACAGACAGGUGGGAGCCAGCAGGGGAAGAAAGAGGAAACAGGGUGGCAAGGGGGGCUUAGGAGCCAGAGGCGGGGAGAAUGCCCUGGGAGCGCACCCCACAUUUUCAAUCCCGAUACCCCAGGUCUGGUUAAACUCGGGGUCCACUGCAUCACGGGCCAGAAGGUUGCCAUCAAGAUCGUGAACCGGGAGAAGCUGUCCGAGUCGGUGCUGAUGAAGGUGGAGCGGGAGAUUGCCAUCCUGAAGCUCAUUGAGCACCCACAUGUCCUCAAGCUCCACGACGUCUACGAGAACAAGAAAUAUUUGUACCUGGUUCUGGAGCACGUGUCUGGAGGUGAGCUGUUCGACUACCUGGUAAAGAAGGGGAGACUGACCCCCAAGGAGGCCCGGAAGUUCUUCCGUCAGAUCGUGUCGGCGCUGGACUUCUGCCAUAGCUACUCCAUCUGCCACAGAGACCUGAAGCCUGAAAACCUGCUUCUGGACGAGAAAAACAACAUCCGCAUCGCGGACUUCGGCAUGGCGUCCCUGCAGGUGGGGGACAGCCUCCUGGAGACCAGCUGUGGGUCCCCUCACUAUGCAUGUCCAGAGGUGAUUAAGGGGGAAAAGUACGACGGCCGCCGGGCGGACAUGUGGAGCUGUGGAGUCAUCCUCUUCGCCCUGCUUGUGGGGGCUCUGCCCUUCGACGAUGACAACCUCCGCCAGCUGCUGGAGAAGGUGAAACGAGGCGUCUUCCACAUGCCCCACUUCAUUCCUCCAGACUGCCAGAGCCUCCUGAGGGGAAUGAUCGAAGUGGAGCCGGAGAAAAGGCUCAGCCUGGAGCAAAUUCAGAAACAUCCCUGGUACCUGGGCGGGAAACAUGAGCCGGACCCGUGCCUGGAGCCAACCCCAGGCCGCCGGGUGGCCAUGCGGAGCCUGCCAUCAAACGGAGAGCUGGACCCUGAUGUCCUGGAGAGCAUGGCUUCCCUGGGCUGCUUCAGGGACCGCGAGCGGCUGCAUCGCGAGCUGCGCAGCGAGGAGGAGAACCAAGAAAAAAUGAUAUAUUAUCUGCUUUUGGAUCGGAAGGAGCGGUAUCCCAGCUGUGAGGACCAGGACCUACCUCCUCGGAAUGAUGUUGACCCACCCCGGAAGCGUGUGGAUUCCCCCAUGCUGAGCCGUCACGGGAAGCGGCGGCCAGAGCGGAAGUCCAUGGAAGUCCUGAGCAUCACGGAUGCCGGGGGUGGUGGCUCCCCGGUGCCCACCCGACGGGCCCUGGAGAUGGCCCAGCACAGCCAGAGAUCCCGUAGUGUCAGUGGAGCCUCCACUGGUCUGUCAUCCAGCCCUCUGAGCAGCCCAAGGAGUCCGGUCUUUUCCUUCUCACCGGAGCCCGCUGGAGAUGAGGCCCGGGGUGGGGGCUCACCGACUUCCAAAACGCAGACGCUGCCUUCUCGGGGCCCCAGGGGUGGGGGCGCCGGGGAGCAGCCUCCUCCCCCGAGUGCCCGCUCCACACCCCUGCCCGGCCCCCCAGGCUCCCCACGCUCCUCCGGGGGGACCCCCUUGCACUCGCCCCUGCACACGCCCCGGGCCAGCCCCACUGGGACCCCAGGGACAACGCCACCCCCCAGCCCCGGCGGUGGCGUCGGGGGAGCCGCCUGGAGGAGUCGUCUCAACUCCAUCCGCAACAGCUUCCUGGGCUCCCCACGCUUUCACCGGCGCAAGAUGCAGGUCCCCACUGCCGAGGAGAUGUCCAGUUUGACGCCAGAGUCCUCUCCAGAGCUGGCAAAACGCUCCUGGUUCGGGAACUUCAUCUCCUUGGACAAAGAAGAACAAAUAUUCCUCGUGCUAAAGGAUAAACCUCUCAGCAGCAUCAAAGCGGACAUUGUCCAUGCCUUCCUGUCGAUCCCCAGCCUGAGUCAUAGUGUGCUGUCACAGACCAGCUUCAGGGCUGAGUACAAGGCCAGUGGUGGCCCCUCCGUCUUCCAGAAGCCCGUCCGCUUCCAGGUGGACAUCAGCUCCUCUGAGGGUCCAGAGCCCUCCCCCCGGCGGGACGGCAGCGGUGGUGGUGGCAUCUACUCUGUCACCUUUACUCUCAUCUCCGGUCCCAGCCGUCGGUUCAAGCGGGUUGUAGAGACCAUCCAGGCCCAGCUGCUGAGCACUCAUGACCAGCCCUCCGUGCAGGCCCUGGCAGACGAGAAGAACGGCGCCCAGACCCGGCCUGCCGGGACCCCGCCCCGAAGCCUGCAGCCCCCGCCCGGCCGCCCAGACCCAGAGCUGACCGGCUCUCCCCGCCGAGGCCCCCCUAAGGACAAGAAGCUCCUGGCCACCAACGGGACCCCCCUACCCUGACCCCAGGGGGCCGGGGAAGGAGGGGCACCCCCUCCACCCCCUUCCCUGCCCCCCAACUGUGAAUCUGUAAAUAGGGCCCAAGGAGUACGUAGG
Molecule: messenger RNA, 2541 nt
Organism: Kogia breviceps (pygmy sperm whale)
Lineage: Eukaryota; Metazoa; Chordata; Mammalia; Artiodactyla; Physeteridae
Source: RefSeq, a predicted model, not a curated record